UCGUCGAUCAUUUAUUUCUUAUGUUCUUGUGAAUCUGCCCAACCAUAGACAGACGGGAGUCCAUUGAUAUCUUAGACAUUCACCUCUAUGCGUACCUCACGAACCUCAAAGGACGCGGCUAAGAUCCUGCAGGCUCUGUCGCCCCCUGCACAUCGUCAAACACGCAGCAGCUCCCGUGCCAAACUCCUUAAAGGCUUCGCAUAUAGUGGAAAUUUAAAGGAAGAGCAGCAAAGUAGCGAUGAUGACACAUCUUCUCUUUCGUCUGCCGAUACAGUCGAUAUUGAGGAUAUCCUUGAUCCACCACCAAAAAGGCGGAAAGGCAACAUUAGCGCGACUACGCGCAAUGUGAAUGGCUGCGUUUCUAUAAAAACCCGGGGGACAAAAAUCGACCCCCCCGUCAAAAAGGAACCGGCAAAGCAAAGAGCACGCCGAGUUCCCUCCCGAAAGAUAAAAAGCGAAGAUGGGUCUAUUACAGUUGAGCCACCUUCAGAUUGGGACUCCAUGUAUGCGAUAGUCAAAAAGAUGCGAGAAGACAAUCCAACAGCGCCCGUCGACACUAUGGGCUGUGCAGAGCUCCACUGGCGGGCAUCUUCGCCUCGGGAUCAACGCUUUCAAACCCUGGUCGCAUUGAUGCUAUCCUCUCAGACUAAAGACACUGUGACUGCGGUUGCCAUGCAGCGAUUGCAUACUGAGCUCGGGGAUGGCGAAGCCCCAAUUGCUGUCAAACCGGAACCAACAGAAGAUGACCAGAGCUCGCCAAAACCUGUAGUCAAGGAUAGCACCCUCAACCUAGAAAACAUUCUAGCUGUUGCUCCCGAACGACUCAAUCAGCUUAUCGGUACUGUUGGCUUUCACAACAACAAAACCAAGUAUAUCAAGGCCACCGCUGAAAUUAUUCGCGACCAGUACAAUUCCGACAUACCUUCCAGUGCCCCAGAGCUAAUGAAGCUGCCAGGUGUAGGCCCCAAGAUGGCUUUCCUGUGCAUGAGUGCGGCGUGGGGGAAGCAUGAAGGUAUCGGUGUCGAUGUGCAUGUCCAUCGAAUCACCAACCUCUGGGGUUGGCACAAGACAAAGAACCCUGAAGAAACACGCAUCUCCCUGGAGUCAUGGCUACCUGUCGGUAGAAGAUGCGGGGACUGUGAUCUUGCUGGGACAAGGCUCUGCAAGAGCGAAAUCAAAGGCAUGGCCGCGAAAAAUCCUCGAAACAUUGCAAAGAAGGAGGAAGCUGAAACAGAGACAUAUUCGACAUUCGACGAGGCCAAGAUCAAGAUUGAGAGGGAUUAAGUGCCUGGAGGGUCAGGCAGAACAGGGUUGGGGUGCGAGUUUGUUUCGGUUGCUUUGAUUGUUUUGAUGGCUUCUAUGGCGAUUUCCAGCGUUCUUCUUCGACUUGUAAUUAAUCUUUCUCCUUUCUCGUCUCCCACCUUCUCUACCAUUUACCUCGCCUAUGCUA
Messenger RNA from Aspergillus ochraceoroseus IBT 24754, 1450 nucleotides. RefSeq names its product endonuclease III domain-containing protein. Lineage: Eukaryota; Fungi; Ascomycota; Eurotiomycetes; Eurotiales; Aspergillaceae. The record is from RefSeq and is a predicted model, not a curated record. The transcript is spliced from 2 exons. Gene Ontology annotation, biological process: base-excision repair; nucleotide-excision repair; base-excision repair, AP site formation. Gene Ontology annotation, molecular function: DNA-(apurinic or apyrimidinic site) endonuclease activity; oxidized pyrimidine nucleobase lesion DNA N-glycosylase activity; DNA binding. Gene Ontology annotation, cellular component: nucleus. The coding region runs from base 88 to 1284 and encodes 398 amino acids.